This is a messenger RNA of Pristis pectinata (smalltooth sawfish), 702 nucleotides long. Its product is annotated as formyl peptide receptor-related sequence 3-like. Gene Ontology annotation, molecular function: G protein-coupled receptor activity; complement component C5a receptor activity. Gene Ontology annotation, cellular component: plasma membrane. Bases 6 to 416 code for a protein of 136 amino acids. The transcript is spliced from 2 exons. The record is from RefSeq and is a predicted model, not a curated record. Gene Ontology annotation, biological process: positive regulation of cytosolic calcium ion concentration; phospholipase C-activating G protein-coupled receptor signaling pathway; complement receptor mediated signaling pathway. NCBI's taxonomy places the organism in Eukaryota, Metazoa, Chordata, Chondrichthyes, Rhinopristiformes, Pristidae.
UCAAGAUGAAGAGGACCGUCCACACGGUGUGUUAUCUGAACCUGGCUGUGGCGGACCUGACCUACUGCCUCACCCUCCCCAUCCUGGUGGCCUCCCUCAUUGUUCAAGGAUCAUGGCGCAAAAAUCAAUUGCUCCGGAUGUUCGUCCUCUGCGCCGUCACUCUCAACGCCUCUGCCAGCAUCUUCCUGUUGACCCUGAUCAGCAUCUUCCGCUGCCUGGCCAUCACCCGGCCCAUCUGGUUCCGCCAACAUCCGGGCCUGGCCUGGGUGCGUGCGGCCUGCUUCGGGGCCUGGGGCCUGGCCUUCCUCCUGUGCUUGCCUGUCCUGUCUCGGCAGACUGCCCCGUAUCUCGGGGACAAAACCAGGGUCACAUUGAAGAAUUUAUUUAUGAAAUUGAAAAUGUCAUGUGGGAUUUGACCUCAGGAUCAUCAGCCCAAGCCCGCGGAUUAUCCUCACAACAUAAUUAGAAUGCUAUCACAGUUGCCCUCUAGUCACGUUGGCUCAGAAGGAGUUCCAGACCCCCACUGUCUUCUGGGGACAGGUCAGAAAGGGGCAGAGGAGUGGCAGAUGGAGUUUAAUCUUCAGAAGAACACAAGAGUACAGAGUACUGUGUGAAUCUCUGGUUGCCACUUUAUCGGACGGACAUAAUUGCACUGGAGGGGGUGUAGAGGAAAUUCACCAGGGUGGAAGGCUUCCGUUACAA